ACGUAACCCGGGGACUGCCUGUACUGAAAUACCAGAACUGGAAGGCUUUUUCAUUUGCCACAUUGUUUGUAGGAUAAACAUUAAGUGGAAAAUUAUAGGAGCAAAAGCACUAAAUUUAUCUGAUAUCCAGGUGAGUCACCCUUGUGUUAAUUUUAAAUUCUGCGGUGGUAAUGUUUAGUAUAGGGUACAGCCGUUAUAAACAGGGCUUUUUUUGGCUCAUUUUAAAAGAAAUAUAAAACACUACAUUUUUAAGUCAUUUACCCAAAACAGCAUAAAUCAUGAACCUAGCACAGGCCAUUGUACUCUAUUUAUAGUGUGCCUUCCCUAAGGAUUACUAGAUUACCUGCACAGUUCCUGGAGGAUUCUCUUCUUUAUAGCAAACAGGAAAGAGUAUAAUAUAUCUGAAAAUUAUUCAAAGCCUGGAUAUUGGACACAAGGGGAUAGAACAAAAUAACAUUUUUUUUUCUUAUUUACCUCAGAUACUGUUUCUGACACAAGUUCAGGUGAAAAUGAAGCUCAUGGUCCCAGAUUGUGGGGCAGGAAAUCUGGCCUUUGCAGUGUAGAUUACAUUAUUAAUCUCUUGCUGUGCUUCUGAAAAUCAACAUGCAUCUGAGAACUCCAUCAAUAAUGAGGAGGAGCUGGGGAGGAAAUGUGUACUAUAGCUGGAGUAAUUUGCCAGCUCCUUUCUAAAGCUCUUCAGAGGGCAUCCAUUAGCUUCUCCCCAUACAUUUGUGGCAGAGCCUCAUAGCAUAAUAAAUAUCAUGUACAUCUGAUUCUCCCUGCCUACUGCAAUUAGUGACUGGAAAAUGGGGGUUUCAAGUAAUAACUUUGUUUCAUGUUUCAGGGUGCUCUACGAGGAAGCUGUAAAUCAGCAUCAGUCACAGAUGGGCUAUCUGCAGCAUCAUUUGUAGAUUAUCCGAAGUACAAGCCCUUCAUUAAUUCUGAUUUGCAGCGCUCUCCUGAGAAACCAGUAAUUCCAUAUCCAGAAAGUAACAGCAGAGCAAUAUUUUCUGCUCUGAAGAAUCUUCAGGAGAAAAUUCGGCAGCUAGAGCUGGAACGAAUUCAGGCUGAGGAGAAUGUGAAGCAUCUGAGUAAAGAAACAUCUGACUAUAAGAAAGUGCUAAAUGAGCAAAUAAAACAGAGGGAGCACUCUAAGACAGAGGUGUCCAAGCAAAAUCAAGAACUGUCUUCUCAGCUGGCAGCUGCUGAAUCUCGUUGCAGACUUCUAGAGAAGCAGCUGGACUAUAUGAAGAAUAUGAUAAAGCAUGCAGAAAAUGAAAAGACAAGUGUCUUGGAAAAACAGGUCACAUUAGAGAGAGAGAGACUCCUAGAUCAAUCUCAUGUUCAGUCUAAAUUAGAAAAGCUGGAUUUGCUGGAACAAGAAUAUGCCAGACUAACUGCAAUGCAAUCUCUAGCACAGAAAAAAAUGAAAGAACUGGAACAGAAGCUCCAAGAGGAGGAACAUGCAAGGAAGCUUGUGCAGGAGAAAGCAGCUGAGCUUCAGACAGGACUGGAGACUAACCGAAUACUGUUGCAGGCAGGAACACCGUCCAUUCCUCCAAAGCCAAAGAAAACAAAGAAAAAAGCCCAGCAGCCAGAAAAGAAACACCAUCUUGCAAGACGUACCCAUGUACAGCCCCACUAUAGGCUAUGUCUGGGUGAUGUGCCAUUUGUAGCUGGAAAGUCUACUAGCCCCAGCCAUUCUGUUGGAGCCAAUGUACAAAAUGUGUUGCAUCUAAUGAAACAACACUCUAAAGCUCUGUGCAACAGUCAUGUGAUCAAUGAUGUUCCAUCACCGAAGCUGAAUGGUAACUCGUCGCUCGCCAGCAAAGGCAAAAAGCCAUCUCUUUCGACAGGCUCCUCUGCAUCCCAGGAGGAACUUUCUGAAGUGCUGCUGACUUUGCAGGAUGAAUUUGGGCAGAUGAGUUUUGAUCACCAGCAGUUAGCAAAACUAAUCCACGAAGCACCAACUGUUGCUCUGAAGGAAGACCUGGAGCGGGAACUUGAGGCAUUGGUGAAAAGAAUGGAGGCAAAGGCAGACCAAAUAAAUAAAGUCCGGAAACUUCGGCUACGAGUAGAGAAGCUAAAAAAAGAAUGCAAGUCCAGGAAGUCUCGUGCUGAAGAAACACAAGACAGACUGAGUGGAGUUAAUGAGGUGAAAGUAACAACCACUGUGACGACCAGGGGAAAAGAUGCUGGUCCCAUCAAAGUGAAACCUGGAGAAAAAAGCCGGAAAAAUCUUCAAUUGUUGCGGGACAUGCAAAGUAUACAGACUUCGCUUCAGAAAGAUGACAUCAGCUGGGAUUAUUGAUUUUUGUCCUGGGUGACAUUUUCCUUAAACUCCACCAGUCUGAACUUUACUUCUCAAAUUCCAGGUCUAAAAGAGAUACCUUUCCUACUGUGUGAAAGAGACUACUGUAUACGAAGUGCACUUUUUAAAUGUAACCUCCCAUUUUGCAUCUGUAGGUCUGAUUUUAUUAUGGUCCUAAUCCAGGCACAACACAGGUGGGAGAAAGCAAGCUUUGAUUUUAAUUCAUCUAACUACUGAGUCUCUAAUCAACCUUCCAUUAUCUCCCCCUUUGUGAGCUGUACCUUAAGUCUUUCUUUCUCGCCUCCUUCUUCCAUGCCUGCUGCAAGAUGUUUUAUUUUGUUGCUCACAUGGGUUGUCUAAAAAGUACAUGUGGCUUCACAACUCGCACUAUUCAACUCUUGUGCAUAGUGUUGCUUAAAGCCAUAUCAGUUAGCACAGUCUCUGAGAACAUAAGAAAAAGCAGGAGAAUCUCUUAAGUGUUUUACUUUACUAUUCAGUUCCUGGUCUGGUUCUUUCCAUUAGCUAAUACUGAUUGCAGUGGGACACUUCAACUCACUCAGAAAGAACAAAAUCUUUUGGAGUAGUUUUCCUUACCAAUUUACUCUUACUUAAUAGUAAUGUCUUUUCAAACUGGAGAGAGAAAUAUGCCUUCACUUCAUGACUUUUCACUUAAAGUGUGAUGUGGAACAUUGGGAUAAAAUCUAUCAAUUACUAGCGCACUUUGGCUGAAGGGAGAGAGUGCAGAUAUUUUUAAAUUGAAGUGCCUCAAUCAUGUCAUUCAAUCCUGGCAGCUUGCUUAAUUUUAACUUGAAAUAUUAUUCACUUUGACUUGGAGAUCUGCUUUGGCAGGGGUAGGAGUGCUAAUUGUCUUGCACACCUAAGUGAAUGUUAUUUAUUAUAUUAAUAAUGUAAAAAAUUUCAUAGUAAUGGAGAGUACUGAAGACAGACUGAAAUUACCUGUGUUUAUAAAGUUGCCAUUAGAAAUCAAUAAAGUUAUCUUGCAAAUCUGAA
Pelodiscus sinensis (Chinese soft-shelled turtle) is the source of this 3322-nucleotide messenger RNA. NCBI's taxonomy places the organism in Eukaryota, Metazoa, Chordata, Testudines, Trionychidae. The record is from RefSeq and is a predicted model, not a curated record.